AUGGGUCCGAUGGUGUUGACUCAGUUGGCCACGGGUCUGAGCGUCUUAGCCGGGGCAGCUCUUGUCAAACAAGUUAUGGAUCACAAUAGUAUGAUGGGCCCGGGCCCGGGCCGGGCUCCGAGAUGCCCCAGCUGUAACGGGACUGGGCGCGUCACCUGCGCGUGCACCCGUUGGUCGGACGGGGAUUACGGCUGCCGGACCUGUGCCUGGUCGGGCCGCACGGCCUGCAGCAGCUGUGGUGGAUCCGGAACGGGCCGCCCGAUUCCUGUUCAGAUUACACUUCCCCCUUCCAACCGGCCUUCAUAA
Messenger RNA from Striga asiatica, 306 nucleotides. NCBI's taxonomy places the organism in Eukaryota, Viridiplantae, Streptophyta, Magnoliopsida, Lamiales, Orobanchaceae. The record is from the annotation of a GenBank genome assembly.